CUCACGGAGGAGCCACGGUUGGAGCUGGCGCAACGUGACGGGCGGGGCGUGGAAGUUUGUUCCCGAGUUCGGAGCCCAGGAGUCCCCGCGGCCGUCGCGCAGGUGCCCUCCGCCAGGGUCGGGAUGGAGCUGCCCGCCGUGAACUUGAAGGUUAUUCUCCUGGUUCACUGGCUGCUGACAACCUGGGGCUGCAUAGUGUUCUCAGGCUCCUAUGCCUGGAGCAACUUCACUGUCCUGGCCCUGGGCGUGUGGGCUGUGGCCCAGCGGGACUCCAUUGAUGCCAUAGGCAUGUUUCUUGGUGGCUUGGUGGCCACCAUCUUCCUGGACAUUAUCUACAUCAGCAUCUUCUACUCAAGUUUUGCCACUGUGGACACUGGCCGCUUCAGUGCCGGCAUGGCUAUCUUCAGCCUGCUGCUCAAGCCCUUCUCCUGCUGCUUCAUUUACCACAUGCACCGUGAGCGAGGGGGUGAACUCCCACUCCGCCCCGAUUUCUUUGGACCGUCUCAUGAGCAUAGUGCCUACCAGACAAUUGACACACCAGACUCACCUGCAGCCCCCUUUGCAAGCCCGGAGGACAAGGGUCAAGCUGCCCCCCGGGGGUACUGAAGCUGCCUCUGGGUCUUCCCGGUGCCCAGCAGGAUGCCUGUUACCUCCUUUCUGGACCUACAGUGGAGUGUCCUCCAUUCCCUACCAUAGAGGUAGCCUGAGUCAAGUGCCUUGGGGGUCAAGAUCCUCUGGCUUCCCAGCUGAGAAGAGCCAAGUCCUAACUCUCCAGGGAGCACCUCCCUUCAAGGCAUCUGCUAACCCCUGGCUAGAACUGUGAUUGCUUUCUUUACCUCCUACUUCGUAACUAUGCCAUGCCCCUGCUGAGCAGUGCAGAGUGCUGCGGGGCCAGGCCUUAUGGGGGGCCAGUUGACGGUGGCCUCUCGGGCCCUAAGAUGGUCCAGCCCUUCCUAGAAGCUCUGGGAGCUUCUGGUCCUGCUCAGCCUGUCCUGCAUAGGAGCAAAAUCCCUGUGCUAGUCACUGCCUCAUGGCUAGGUGCCCGGGACCCAGGCCUGGAGGCAGUAGGUCUGCAGAACCCCCUCUCAGAGCCCUGGCAUUAAAAUUCAGGAGUUCUGUGGCUGGGCUGUGUUUGAGCCGUGUUUCGUCUCCCAGCUGGGACCUGCCUUGCAGCCCGUGCUUUAAUCUCGAAGGUGGCCCAGUGAGAUGGUUCAUGGGGAAGGGCCUUGCCACCAAAAUCUGAGUUUGAUCUCUGGGACCCGACUCCUGAAAGUUGUCCUCUGACCUCUGCAUUUGUACCGCAUCACAUACCCCUCCACAAAUAAAUGUAAUCAAACCCUAAAGGUACCUGAGACCUCUGUGUCAGACACAACUGUUUCGUUUUGUUUUGUUUUUUGAAACAGAGUUUCUCUGUGUAACUCUGGCUGUCUUUGAACUUGCUCUGUAGACCAGGCUGGCCUCGAAUUCACAAAGAUCCCCCUGCCUCUGCCUCCCCAGUGCUGGGAUUGAAGGUGUACGCCACCACUGCCUGGCUAGGCAACUGUUUCUUGAUUUCACUGUGCCUCAGUUACCUGAUCUGAAAAGUGGGAAUAAGGUGGGCUGUGGAGCUGGCUCAGUGGGUAAGGAUGCAUACUGUCAAGUCUGCUGACCUGGGUUUGGUUCCACAUGGUGUAAGAAGAGAAAGCUACUGAAAGCUAUCUUCUCAUCUCCACAUAAACGUCAUGGCACCUGGGCAUGUGCAUGUACACACACACACACACACACACACACACACACACACACACACACUAAAAAUGUAAAUUAAAGUGAGUAUAAGAAUUAUGUGCAACUCGGGAGCUGGUGAUGGUUGUGAAUAGUGUAACCUUGAUGUUCAAUAAAUGUUACAGCCUAUUGUA
Peromyscus californicus insignis is the source of this 1895-nucleotide messenger RNA. RefSeq names its product angiotensin II receptor associated protein (gene Agtrap). The record is from RefSeq and is a predicted model, not a curated record. Gene Ontology annotation, cellular component: plasma membrane. The transcript is spliced from 5 exons. The coding region runs from base 124 to 606 and encodes 160 amino acids. Lineage: Eukaryota; Metazoa; Chordata; Mammalia; Rodentia; Cricetidae. Gene Ontology annotation, biological process: regulation of blood pressure; angiotensin-activated signaling pathway.